Molecule: messenger RNA, 576 nt
Organism: Candidula unifasciata
Lineage: Eukaryota; Metazoa; Mollusca; Gastropoda; Stylommatophora; Geomitridae
Source: the annotation of a GenBank genome assembly
AUACAAGAGAUACAGGUGCUGCUGAUGCCCGUGUUUCCAAGGCACACAAUGCUGCCUUUGUUCAACAUCACAGUGUGUCAGCAACAGAGAAAAGGUCUGGACAUUCAGAUAGAAGGAGAUUACAGGAUCAUGUCUCACAGCCUUCAGCUUUUGUUCACUACAAGCAGCGAAUGAAGAACCAUGGAAUCUGCCAGCGACGAUAUACAGCACCUGCGAACCAAUCUGGCUUGAAGCUGAACUCUGUGAUAGGGUACAACUGCAUUGGAAGAAACAAUAUGGUCUGGCAGCCAGACACAGGUCUGUUUGCCUAUUCUUCUGGUUGUGUUGUUGUUAUUGAAGAUCUGAGCUCAGGGAAGCAACAACAUUUGCAUGGUCACCAAGAGGAAGUGACAUGUCUCGCUCUUCAGUAUGAUAGCCAGUGCCUGACAUCUGCUAGUCCUGCAUUUGGAGAUACACCAUGCCAGAUCUGUGUUUGGGACACACAGACAAAGUCAUGCAAAAGAGUUCUUUUGCAGCAUAAAUUUUCAGUUCAGUGUUUAGCUUACUCUAGGGAUGAUCGCUUCCUCAUUUCUGUUG